This is a messenger RNA of Echinops telfairi (small Madagascar hedgehog), 830 nucleotides long. RefSeq names its product tryptase-like. The record is from RefSeq and is a predicted model, not a curated record. The transcript is spliced from 6 exons. Gene Ontology annotation, biological process: proteolysis. NCBI's taxonomy places the organism in Eukaryota, Metazoa, Chordata, Mammalia, Afrosoricida, Tenrecidae. Gene Ontology annotation, molecular function: serine-type endopeptidase activity.
UGUGGCUGCUGUUCCUGACCCUCCUCUGCCUGGGGGCCUCUAUGCCCAUGACCCCAGCUCCGGACCCGGAGACCGAGCUCGUGGGUAUUGUAGGGGGACACGAUGCCCAAGCUGGGAAGUGGCCAUGGCAGGUCAGCCUGUGGAUCGCUGAUAUGAGUGGCCAGUGGAUAUUUUCGUGUGGAGGUUCCCUGAUCCACCGGCAGUGGGUGCUGACUGCUGCCCACUGUGUUGGUCCGGAGAUUGAGGAGGCCUCGGAGCUCAGGGUGCAGCUGCGAGAGCAGCACCUGUACUACGAGGACCAGCUUCUGACAGUCAGCAGGAUCAUCGUGCGCCCCAACUUCUACAGUGUGGAUCGGGGUGCUGACAUCACCCUGCUGGAGCUCCAGAACCCCGUGAACAUAUCCAGUGACGUGCAGCUGGUCACCCUGCCACCAGCCUCGGAGACCUUCCCCCCUGGGACACCGUGCUGGGUGACCGGGUGGGAUAACAUGCGGAGUAGAAUCCCCUUGCCACCUCCGUUUCCCCUGAAGGAAGUGAAGGUGCCCAUUGUAGAAAACAGCCUCUGUGACACCAACUACCACACUGGUCUCACCACUGGGGACAACGUCCACAUCAUCCAAGAUGACUUGUUGUGUGCUGAGACGGAGGGGCAUGACUCCUGGCAGGGUGACUCCGGAGGUCCUCUGAUGUGCAAGGUGAAGGACACCUGGAUGCAGGCGGGCGUGGUCAGCUAGGGCGAGGGCUGUGCUGAGCCUGACCGGCCCGGGAUCUACACCCGUGUCACGAACUACCUGGACUGGAUCCAUAGCUAUGUCCCCAAGGAGCCCUGA